CCCGAUCUCUCGCCCAUUUGCCACUGAUCCCGAAACAAACAGUUGGCGGCGGCGGCGGCGCGAGGCGAUGGCGGCGACGGCGUUCACGGAGGAGGAGAAGGCGGUGGAUGACUCGCUCGGCUACCCCAAGGCCUACGCGCGCCUCUGCCGCGGCGGCGGCGGUGGCGGCGGUGGACUCCCGUACGGCCACGGCCCGCCGCACGGCUUCCUCCCCUACGUCCUCCACCCGCACGAGGCGAUGCGGGCGAAGGAUCUGAACGAGAUGUUCCCGGUGGCCGACGCGGAGGCGGCGCCGACGGCGAACCCGCGGGGGUUCGCGAACCUGCUGUGGAAGCAGCUCGACCACCUCGGCAACGCCGGGUUCGACCCGGCGCUGUUCCGCGUCGACGCCUACGGCAACGUGCUCUACCUCCACGCCGACUCCGCCUCGCCUCUCGCGUGGGACAUCGACCACUGGUUCCCCUGCGCCCGAGGUGGGAGGACGGUGCCGAGCAACCUGAGGAUCGUGCAGGCGCAGGUGUGCAGGAAGAAGCACAACAAGCUGGAGUUCCUCGUCCCGUGGUGGGAUCUGCAGCUCGGCAUCUCCGUCAACCAGUUCCUCUCCAUCUUCGCCUCCAAGAACGCCGACUUCAGGAACAGAGCAUUCACGUUCUUGUUCGUCGACGGGGCCAGCGAGGAGCUCACCUCGAUGCAGGCUGUGGAGGCGCACGCGUUUCCGCACCAUUUCUCCGAUUUGACCAAGAAAGUUGGCCUUGCCCCUGCUGCCAUUGUUUCCUCCAGGGGAUCCGAUAGCUCGGUGCUCAAAUCUCUUGAUGCAAACCGGCCGCUCAGGCCUAAUUAUCCUCUCAUUGCUGCCAAGAAAUUCACGGGAGAAAAGGAUGAGAAUUUUAACGUGCCAAUGUCCAACCAUGGGCCUAAUUCGACUAAGGAGAACAAUAAUCCGGAUGCUGAUGGCUACAUUAGCAACCCUUACCUGUCCAUUGCAACGGCUAGGGACUCGCUGAGGCAAAGGGAAGAGGCCAAGAAGAAGCAAGCUGAGCUCACUGAGCUGGAGAACGAGGCCACUGAGCUGAAGCAGAAGAAUGAAGAGGAGCGGGUGGCCAUCCAGGACAUGGAGGCCCUCCUCAUCAAGAGGCGGCGGCGCGUCGAGAAGUGCCGCCGCUUGGCGGAGGCUCAGUCGAAUUACAAGGCUGUGCUGGAGAAGAUGAUCAGAGACGCCAUGCACCAGUCUGUUGUGUACAAGGAGCAGCUUAGGAUGAACCAAGCUGCAACGAGCACUCUCAUGGCGAGACUCGAGGCCCAGAGAGCAAUGUGUGACUCAUCCGAAACCGAGCUCCGGAGGAAGUACCAGCAGAAGGAUGAACUGGAGAAGCAGAUCAAGCCUUUCACCGAUCAAGCAAGGAAGCGGUAUCGUGUUGACGAUGAUGGAUUGCUAGAGGAAAGGCACAGCUUAGAAGAAAGGCACAGUGAAAGGGUGAAGUAUUUUCCAGGAAUAAGACUGAGGAGCAGAAACCCUCUCAAGCAGGAGCUGAGGGUUUUCCUGGAGGAGGACCAGAGGGCUUCAGAUGCAUACAUCUCCCUAGAGGAAGAGGAAAUUGCAGGUGAAACUUCAACAAUGGGAAAUUUCAGGAAUUCACCUUUCAAGGUGAUAAACUUCCCAAGGAGGUCCAUGGAAGACAACACAGUUGACACUGAGAGAGGAAGAGCAUCAGUGAGGGAGAAGCUGGAGCAUCUGGCGAUCAAAGAACGGCAGCGCGGCAGAAGGAGAGAAAGGACCAUGUCAUCAAGGGGAUCAAGGGCAACUAGCACUCCUGUGAGGUCAAGAGAUGGCAAUGGCAAGGGCAAAGCAGCCAUGGUGCAAUGUGAGUCUGAGACUGAAAGAUCUCAGACAGUUUCAGUGCCAAGGACAUCCUCAGUUCCUCCAAGUCCUCCUUACAGAGUAACUGGCAUGUAUGGAACACCUAGAUAUCCUGCAGAGAAAUCGGUGCUAUUGAAAAAGAAUAAUGUGAUUCAUCGGCAAGGCGUCGGUCGAUCCGAAGGCGACGCAAACAUGAACCACACCGGCAAAGGAACUGUGGAUAAGUGGCUUCAAAUGCUCAUGGAGGAUCAGCAGCAGCAAGAAGAUCCUGCAGCAGCAUAUCAUUCUUCUGAAGAUCACAACACUGCUGAUGAAAUCGCUUCAGACGAGCACCAAAUGCAAAGCAGAAUUGAUGAUGAGAGCUGCAGGAAUGAGAUCACCGAAUGCUCCGAUGAGAUCGUCGAGGUCGGUGGCGAUGGUGCUACUGAGCAGCAGGACAGGUGCAGGAACAGCUUUGAGAUCAAGGAGAGGGGAGAGGAGAAGAAGAUCUGGUUCCCAAGGUCUGACAGCUCCAGGGGUUUCAGGUCUCUGCCUUCCUCACCUUCCAAGAUCCUUGGAAUGAGAAGGGGUGUGGAGUGCAUGAGCAGGAAGCCCAAGGUGGUCGGCGACGACAAUGGCAGAUACGGCUAUGAAGAUUCAGUGUCCACAAGCAGCAGCAAGUUCCUCACCAGGUGCAAGCAAGCCAUCAAGAAAGCAGUGAACAAAUAAACAAUUCUUUGCACCAUGAUGCAGCACAUUUCAACCUGUUUAUUCUUCAAAUCUGUGUGUUUAAAUUCGUGUCAAAUUGCUAGUUUUGUUUUCUGUAGCUGAAUAAGUUAGUACUCAAGUGAGGCAUACAUAGCUUUGCAGAGUUCCUUCUGCAACUAGUGAGACAGACAUUUACUGUUCAUGGUCACUAUUAUGUGAUCAUACUGGCGUUGUACAACUAUUUGUUGAUUUAUUUAUGAAGAGAAACUAAAUUCUUAA
This is a messenger RNA of Oryza sativa Japonica Group (Japanese rice), 2824 nucleotides long. RefSeq lists its product as uncharacterized. Lineage: Eukaryota; Viridiplantae; Streptophyta; Magnoliopsida; Poales; Poaceae. The record is from RefSeq and is a predicted model, not a curated record.